This is a messenger RNA of Scleropages formosus (Asian bonytongue), 1802 nucleotides long. Its product is annotated as neuronal acetylcholine receptor subunit alpha-7-like. The coding region runs from base 1 to 1689 and encodes 562 amino acids. The record is from RefSeq and is a predicted model, not a curated record. Gene Ontology annotation, biological process: monoatomic ion transmembrane transport. NCBI's taxonomy places the organism in Eukaryota, Metazoa, Chordata, Actinopteri, Osteoglossiformes, Osteoglossidae. Gene Ontology annotation, molecular function: transmembrane signaling receptor activity; acetylcholine-gated monoatomic cation-selective channel activity. Gene Ontology annotation, cellular component: postsynaptic membrane. The transcript is spliced from 10 exons.
AUGGAGCGCAGGGACCCCCCGCUGCUGCUGGUGCUUCUCAGUGCCGCUUUCACAGGUAACAACCCCGCGUGGCACCACAACGACACGACACGACAGCAGCAUCAGCAUCGCAGGGGGACCAGCCAAAGGGUUUGUGCCUCAGUCACAGCAACAUCUUCUAUUUGUCGUCCUUCUCCUCCAGUCUCCCUCCAAGGGACACAGCAGAGGAGACUCUACAAGGACCUCAUGACUGACUACAAUCCCUUGGAGAGACCUGUUUUCAACGACUCUGACUCCCUCACCGUGCACUUCACCUUCAGCCUCAUGCAGAUCAUGGAUGUGGAUGAGAAGAACCAGGUUCUGACCAGCAACAUAUGGUUACAGCUGUACUGGACCGAUUAUUACCUGCAGUGGAAUACCACAGCGUACCCCGGAGUGACCAACGUGCGGUUCCCUGACAGUCAGAUCUGGAAGCCCGACAUCCUGCUGUACAACAGCGCAGACGAGAGGUUUGAUGCCACCUUCCACACCAACAUCCUGGUCAACUCCUCUGGGCACUGCCAGUACCUGCCUCCAGGUAUCUUUAAGAGCACCUGCUACAUUGAUGUACGCUGGUUCCCCUUUGACGUUCAGAAGUGCGACCUCAAGUUCGGCUCCUGGUCGUACGGGGGCUGGUCUCUGGACCUGCAGAUGAUGGAGGCUGACACGACGGGGUACAUCGCUAACGGGGAGUGGGACCUCGUAGAGGUCCCCGGUCGCAGGAGCGAGAGGUUCUACGACUGCUGCAAGGAGCCGUACCCGGACGUGACGUUCACAGUGGUGAUGCGGCGGCGCACCCUCUACUACGGCCUUAACCUUCUCGUCCCCUGUGUGCUCAUCUCCACACUGGCCCUGCUCGUCUUCCUACUGCCUGCUGACUCCGGGGAGAAGAUCUCCUUGGGGAUCACGGUGCUGCUCUCACUCACAGUCUUCAUGCUCCUGGUGGCCGAGAUCAUGCCGGCAACCUCCGACUCCGUACCGCUGAUAGCCCAGUACUUUGCCACCACCAUGGUCAUCGUGGGCCUGUCUGUGAUUGCCACCGUGCUCGUGCUGCAGUACCACCACCACGACCCUGACGGAGGCAAAAUGCCAAAAUGGACGCGAGUGGUACUGCUCAACUGGUGUGCCUGGUUCCUGCGGAUGCGGAGGCCCGGCGAGGAGAGGGUGCGGCUGGCGUGCCACAACACCCGCCCUCGGGGCAGCAUUUCCAGCACGGAGCAUGGCGCUAACGCUAAUAUGGCCACACCGGCGCCACCCAACAGCAGCGUAUUCUACAUGGGCUUCCGCGGCAUGGAUGGCAUGCACUACAGCGCCGCAUCUGACUCGGGUGUCAUCUGCACCCGGCUGCUUACACCAGGGGAGGAGGAGGGGCUUCUGCCCGGGGGAGUGGCGGCCGGGCCGAUGGGCGGAGCUGCCGGAGACCUCGACCUGGCCAGCAUCCUGGAAGAAGUACGGUACAUCGCCAAGCGUUUCCGCGAACACGACAAGAACGAGUCUGUGUGCAGCGAGUGGAAGUUUGCUGCCGCCGUCAUCGACCGCCUCUGUCUUGUGGCCUUCUCGCUCUUCACCAUCCUCUGCACCUUCGGCAUCCUCAUGUCCGCACCCAACUUCGUGGAAGCUAUCUCCAAGGACUUCUUCAGUGAGUCACCCCCCCGUGGGCAUCGCCCAUGACGAUGAUGACUCGGCUAAUUCGUUCAUCCUUACUCUGUGUGAUCCCUCGUCUCGUUCCGUGUUCCGUCCACGCAGCAGUUUUGCGAAAUCAUGACAAUAAACGUAUUUUUCUA